Aphidius gifuensis is the source of this 5460-nucleotide messenger RNA. RefSeq names its product transcriptional activator cubitus interruptus (gene ci). NCBI's taxonomy places the organism in Eukaryota, Metazoa, Arthropoda, Insecta, Hymenoptera, Braconidae. The transcript has 8 exons. The record is from RefSeq and is a predicted model, not a curated record. Gene Ontology annotation, molecular function: DNA-binding transcription factor activity, RNA polymerase II-specific; RNA polymerase II cis-regulatory region sequence-specific DNA binding. Gene Ontology annotation, biological process: regulation of transcription by RNA polymerase II. The coding region runs from base 505 to 5046 and encodes 1513 amino acids. Gene Ontology annotation, cellular component: nucleus.
AGUACAGCCAUACCCGCCAGAGGAUAAACACCAUAACUAUUGGCGGUAUUGGUCAACAAAUCGGAGUAAAAAAAAACGAAACAAAUCACCACCAAAAAAAAAAAAAAAUUAAGACAUUCAUAUAAAAAAAAUUCAAUUAAAUUAAUCAACAAAUAUUUAUGUUUUUUUGUGUGUGUUAUUAACUUUUUUUUUUGUGAUUUAUCAAGUGAUUUAACAAGGGAUUUAAAUUGGAUUCAUAUGUGGAUUUUAUUUGUGAAGUGUAUUGACGUGUUAGCUCUAAUUUAUAUAAUUUAAUUUGAUUUUUUUUUUUCUAUGUUAUCUUUAAUUUAACACAUGGACUCUGUUUUAUUUUAAGGGAUGAUGUUUUAUGGACAUGAGUUAAGUGUAAAAGUGUUGUCGUUUAAUAGACAAUUAAGGAUUUAACAGUGAUUAAUUAACUUGUUUAUUUUUUUUAUUUUGUUUAUAAUAAAAUUUUGUCAAGUGUUGUUUACAAAUAUUUAAAAAAUGCCGGAAAAAGAAGUGGCUUAUCAUCAAGAGGCAUUUUCAUUAUUACCGCCACCACCACCACCACAUCAUCCCCACUCGGCAUUUCAUACUGCCUUUCACCCUCAUCAUCCACAUCAUGGUCCGCCCCCAUCGGCCUUUCAUCAGCAUCAUGGACCGCCUCCAUCACAUCAAGCCGCAGCCGUAGCAUGGGAACAUCAUGCGGCCGCUGUUGCUGCUGCUUUUCAUGCACCACCACCACCACCUCCACCCCAUCCAUUAUCUGGUGGUACAACAGCAAUUGGUAGCGCUGGAGCUGGAAGUCCAGGUUGUGGUGCUGCAAAUGGUAACGGUACAACUGGUGAUAUUGGUAAUUCACAAACAACUGGACCAACAAACGGUGGUGAUUAUUUUAGGCGUAAUCAUCCAUUGACGGAUCAUACGCCUCUUCAUCCAGCAUAUCGUCUCAACUACAUGGACCACCUCUAUCACCAACUUCAGGCCUCUACACACAGUCCCAACGCCUCCCUUCACGGGCUGGGUGGAUUGGGGCCAGAGUACCUUUUACAUACUGCUGGUCCUGCAAGUACUCUCGCAUCCUCGGAAUUUCCAUUCUCAAUUGACGCAUCAUCAAGACUUGGCAGUCCAAGAGCAUCAGCAAUAAGAGCUAGUAGAAAAAGAGCAUUAAGUAGUUCACCUUAUUCAGAUCGUUUUGACAUUGACAGUAUGAUUAGAUUUAGUCCAAAUAGUUUGGCAUCAUUUGUCAAUGGAUCAAGAAGCAGUAGUGCCAGUGGAAGUUAUGGUCACUUGUCAGCAGCUAUGAGUCCAGCAUUGGGUAUGCAUCCAGGUAUGGCACCACAUCUUCAACAAUUACAAGCUCAUUUAUUAAGAAGUGCAGCAGCAGCAGCAUUGUUACCACAUCCAUUACAAGGACCACCACCUCCACCACCACCACAAUCACAUACUCAUAGUCAUCCACAUUCACAUGGUUUAACAUCACCAUCAUCACAUACACAAUUAUAUUCAGUAGCACCUCAUUCAUCCCCAUCAAUUCAUAAUUCACAUACUGGUAAUAAUUUACCAAACAAUAAUAGUAUACAAAGUAAAAAUGAACCAACAGAAGAACGUUCAUCAUGUAGAAAAACAAAUGAAAUAACAACAAAAUCAAUAGCUGCUGAAGCUGAUACAUCAUCACGUCGUGGAUCAACAAAAAUUAAACGUGAACCAGCAACAACAACAACAACAACAAAUGCAAAUACAAAUUCAGCAACAUCAACACCAGCAACAACAUUACCAAUAAAUCAUCCACAAGGUUUAAGUCCAAGUGAAGAUUUACGUGAUGAACCAAGUGAUUUUAUUGAAACAAAUUGUCAUUGGCGUGAUUGUGGUCUUGAAUUUCCAACUCAAGAUGAUCUUGUUAAACAUAUUAAUAAUGAUCAUAUACAUGCUAAUAAAAAAAGUUUUGUUUGUGGUUGGGAAGAUUGUUCAAGAGAAGAAAAACCAUUUAAAGCACAGUAUAUGCUUGUUGUACAUAUGCGUAGACAUACUGGUGAAAAACCUCAUAAAUGUACAUUUGAAGGUUGUUGUAAAGCAUAUUCACGUCUUGAAAAUUUAAAAACACAUUUACGUGCACAUACUGGUGAAAGACCAUAUACAUGUGAAUAUCCUGGUUGUAGUAAAGCAUUUAGUAAUGCAAGUGACAGAGCUAAACAUCAAAAUAGAACACAUUCAAAUGAGAAACCAUAUGCUUGUAAAGCUCCAGGUUGUACAAAAAAAUAUACAGAUCCAUCAUCACUACGUAAACAUGUUAAAACAGUUCAUGGUGCUGAUUUUUAUGCAAAUAAAAAACACAAAGGUGGUGGUAAUGGUGAUGGUAGUGAUGGAGCUGGUACAGGUGGUAAUAGUCCAAGUAGAAGUGAAGAUUUACAUCAAAAAACACCAAGUUUAUCAAGUCCAAGUGUAAAAUCAGAGAGUGAAGCAAAUAGUCCACCAGGUAUGAUACAACAACAAGGAAGUCCAUUGAUAAGUGGUUGUAAUGAUGAAUCAAUGUCUGGUGGUGGUGGUGGAGGUGGUGGUGGUAUGGCUGUUGAUAGUGUUGUACUUGCUGAUGAACCAUGGAGUGAAGAUACUGAAGAUUUAGAUAUUGCUGAUCUUCCAGUAUCAAUAAGAGCAAUGGUUGGUGGUAUGGAAACUCAACAAGCACCACCACCAUCAUUAUCAAGAAAUCGUAUGAAAGGAAGAUUAAAUAUUAAACCAUUACCAUCAUCAAUGUCAAAUGGUAUUAGAGGAAGAAUAAUUGGUACACAACAGGGUAAUAUUGGUGAUAUUAAUAGACGUAUUACUGAUUUAAAAAUGGAAGGUAAUACAAGACAAACAAGUCUAUCAGAUUUACAACUUAGAUUACAACCAUUUAGUGAACCAAGACGUGAUAGUAAUAGUACUGUUAGUACAUAUUAUGGAAGUAUGAGAUCAACUGAUUUUGGUAGUCGUAGAAGUAGUCAAACAAGUGGUGUUAGUGCUGUUAGAAUUGGUCCAGCUGGUCCAGGUAGUUUUUAUGAUCCAAUUAGUCCUGGUACAUCAAGAAGAAGUAGUCAAAUGAGUACAACAUCUGGAAGAAUUAAUCCACCAAAUAUACAAGGUCCAUAUUCAACAAAUAAUCUUGUUGUUCAAACACAAAACAUGUCACUACAGGGUGUACAAGGUGUUGCUAAUGAAUGGACACCAAAUGGAUGUGUAUCACAUUCAUCAGGUGAUAGAAGAAUGUCAGAGCCAAUACGUGGACAUCAAAAUCAACGAGUAUCACCACCAGUACCACCAAGACCAAGAUCAGCACAACUACCAGAAUUACAUCCAAAUCAAGAAGUUGUUUUGGAUGAAGUUGGUGAAGGUGAAAUGGUAGAAAAUAAACUUGUUAUACCUGAUGAAAUGAUGCAGUAUCUUAAUGAGCGUGGAAAUGAAGUUAGUUAUCGUGGUAGUCCCCUUCCAAUAUGUCAAUCACCAAUAUGCACAAAUGUACUGCACUAUCAACGUCAACAAUUACCAUGCAACUAUAAUAAUCAACACAAUCAAGUACAACAACCAUCAUGCUAUCCAAAUCAACAACAACAACCCCAACAACAGCAGCCCCAACAACCUCAACAACCCCAACAACAUCAGCAUCAACAACAGCAACCUCCACCACCAGCACCACCAGCAGCAGCAGCACAAAAUUGUCAAAAUUAUCAAGUACCAUCACCAGCAUAUUCACACUGUCCAAGUUCACGAAUGAGUCAAGCAUCUGGUUAUUGUCCACCACAAAAUUAUCCACAAAAUCAACAACAACAACAGCAACAACAACAGCAACAGCAACAACAACAAUCACCAAUUUAUAAUCAAAUGCAAUCAAGUCCAUUGAGUCAAGUAAUGUCACCAGGUUCACACUAUGCACCAAGUCACAUGAGUGAUCAACCAAUGACAUCACCAGCAGCUGGUGCAUUACCACCACAACACAAUAAUCCACCACAAAAUAAUCAACAAAAUUCAGCACAAAUGACUAGAAAUUGUACACAACAAAAUCAUCAAACAUUAACUGCACCAUACUACUCACCAUACAAUUGUCAAGGACAACAAACAACAAAUUGUACAACUCAACAAAUACAUCAAAGCCAAAAUUGUCCACCAAUAAGUAAUCCAACAACAAUAAAUAAUAAUACAUCAUCACAAUGUCAAAUUAGAAAUUGUUCUCAUCAAUUACAUUGUCAAACAACAAAUCGUAAUGGACAAAUUAAUCAAUGUAAUCAAAUAUUAAAUCAAACACAGUGUCAACGUGAACAACAAAUGCCAUUAAGAAAUAAUGAUAUUACAAAUUUAAGCAAUCAACAAUUAAAUAAUUGUCAAACAGCUGGUAUCCAACAAUGUCCAUCAACAAAUAUCAAACAAAAUUUACAUCCAGUACAAACAAAUAUUAAUAACAACAAUAUUUGUUCCCAAAUGACAAAUUGUAUUCAUCCAUUAUCACCAAGACAUAAUCAAAAUCAAUCACCAUCAAGUGUUCAACAACAAAAAAAUCAUAACAAUAGUAGUAUUAAUAAUAAUUUAUGUACAAGACAAAAUAAUAAUUGUAGAAUUCAAAAUUGUACAUGUUUAACAACAAAUCAACCACAAAAUCAACAACAAAAUCAACAACCGCAACAACCACAAACACUGCCACAACAACAACAACAACAACAACAACAUAAUUUUAAUUGUAAUUGUCAUUGGAAUUAUCAAAAUGAUUGUUACAAUGGUCAUGCUAAUGGUGAAAUACAAUGUCGAGAUAUUAGUCAAAGUCAACAAGGUUUAUCACACAAAUUACCACUUGGUAUGAGACAAGAUUCAUACAGAAGAACGCUCGAGUAUGUUGAACAAUGUAGAAAUUGGUCUGGUAAUAAUAGACAAGUACAUGAAACAAGUGUAUCAAGUUCAACACAUCCAUUGUCAUUACCACAACCAUUACCAGCAAGUUCAAAUAUGAUUGUCAAUGACAUGACAUCAUCAUUGAGCUCGUUACAUGAAGAAAAUCGUUAUUUACAAAUGAUUCAAUAAUAAGUUAUUAUAAUCAUUUUUAAUUUAUAAAAUAACAUUUUUUAAAAAACAACAGAUAAUAUAUAACUUUUUUUGAAAAUUAAUAUUUUUAAGCUACCUCGUGAAAAAUAAUUAAACUGUGUGUGCCUUUUUCAACAAGAAAAAGUACCUUUUAAUUUAUUUUUAUUUUUUUUUAUUUUUUUUUUAUGACUGAAUGAUAGAUUUUUAUAAGUUUUUUAAAUUAUUUAAAAGUUUUAAAUUAAAUUGAGAAAUUUAAGCUCAGUGAAGAGUGUACCAUGUACGCUGUGAUAAUUUAAGAAAAUUUAAAAAAAAAAAUAUUAAUAUAACGUAAUGAAAAAAAAUACAAAAUAUUUUCUAAGAAAUGUAAAGAAAAUAAGGUAGAAUUUAUAAGCUGAAUGUAAAGAUUUGUCGUGG